Hydractinia symbiolongicarpus is the source of this 3958-nucleotide messenger RNA. RefSeq names its product DNA helicase MCM9-like. The record is from RefSeq and is a predicted model, not a curated record. The transcript has 9 exons. Gene Ontology annotation, cellular component: MCM complex; nucleus. Gene Ontology annotation, biological process: DNA replication; double-strand break repair via homologous recombination. Lineage: Eukaryota; Metazoa; Cnidaria; Hydrozoa; Anthoathecata; Hydractiniidae. Bases 217 to 3027 code for a protein of 936 amino acids. Gene Ontology annotation, molecular function: single-stranded DNA helicase activity; ATP hydrolysis activity; ATP binding.
CAUUUCAUAACAUCAAUUUGUUGACUUUGCAUCUAUAUUGCAAUGCUCGCUGUCUAUCUAUGAGCCGAAGAUGACAGCUAUAAGUAGCAAUUGGGAAAUUUGCAUGAAUUAUUCGGAUGGAAAAAAUUCUAAUGACUUGACCUAGUUGUACAUUUUUUAUUAUCAUGCAACCCCUAUUUCAUUUUGACAAGAUAUAUAAAAACAAAAUACUUCAUAAUGGAUAUAAACGAGAUGAAAUCAAUUUUAAAAGACUUUUUGUUGCAACAUCACAAAAAUGACACGUUAGAAAUGUUGCUAGCCGAUGAACUUGACAAGCAUUAUUCUAUUCAUGUAAAUGCACUGGAACUAUUUGAUAACAAUAUGGUUGCCUCUGCACAACUUUUAAGAGCACCUCUGGAAUCAUUUCAAGCAUUUGAUAUGGCAUUACAUUUGACACAGGAAACUGUUUUACAAGAGUACGGGGGUAAUCAAACGGAAUUAGCAGUGAAAAGAAAUUGUCAUGUUAGACUGUCAAAUCUUCCAAUUUGUCCAGAGCUUACAAGAGAUAGGAUCCCGAAGUGUGAAGAUGUUUCAUCCUUUCUUGCUGUGACAGGGACAGUCAUCAGAUGUACUGUGGCAAAACUGCUUGAAUAUGAGCGCCAGUACAUGUGCAACAAAUGUCGUCACGUUUUUCAUGUACAUGCAGACUUUGAGCAAGGUUACCAGUUUGGAAAAUCAUUGUCAUGUCCAUCUCCCGAAGUUUGCACGUCUCAAAAGUUUACAGUUCUGGAGGAUAACACAAAACGAGCUGGUUCAAAAUGUAAGGACUAUCAAGAGGUCAAAAUCCAAGAACAGGUGCAAAAAUUGGAUGUUGGUAACAUUCCUCGCUCAAUGUGGGUAAUUUUAGAGGACGAUCUUGUUGAUGCAUGCAAACCAGGUGAUGAGAUUACUGUUUGUGGCGUUAUAUUAAGAAGAUGGAAAAAUGUUUAUCUAGAUACUAAAUGUGAGAUUGAAUUAGUUGUCAAAGUCAACUCUGUCACCAUUAACAAUGACCAAAGAUCAUCUGUCUUCAUCACAGAUCAAUUAAAAAACGAAUUUCAAUCUUUCUGGAAGAAACAGAUGUUAUGUCCACUACAAGGCCGCAACAAAAUUUUAGCAUCGUUUUGCCCCCAAGUGUUUGGCUUGUACAUAGUUAAAUUGGCAGUGGCUCUUGUUUUGAUAGGUGGUGUACAAAGAACGAAAGAAAAUGGAACCAGAAUUCGAGGAGAAUCUCAUUUACUUCUAGUCGGUGACCCAGGUACUGGCAAAUCGCAAUUCCUGAAAUAUGCAUCUAAAUUGAUACCACGUUCAGUGUUAACAACAGGCAUUGGAUCGACAAGUGCCGGGUUAACUGUAACUGCAGUUAAAGAUGGUGGAGAGUGGCAGCUUGAGGCUGGAGCACUUGUCUUAGCGGAUGGUGGUGUGUGUUGCAUUGAUGAAUUUAACAGUAUCAGAGAGCAUGACAGAGCAAGUAUACAUGAAGCAAUGGAGCAGCAAACAAUCAGUGUUGCUAAAGCAGGCCUUGUCUGCAAACUAAAAACAAGGACGACUAUUUUAGCGGCUACGAAUCCUAAAGGAAAAUAUGACCGAAACGAAUCUGUUAGUGUUAACGUUGCUUUGGCAAGCCCUCUAUUGAGUCGAUUCGAUAUUGUGUUGGUUUUACUUGAUUAUCAAAAUGAGGAAUGGGAUAAGAUUGUUUCAGACUUUAUUUUGUUAAAAAAGAAGCCAGAAAAUGGGGUGAUAUUAGAAUCUGGACUUUGGAGCAUGGAAAAAAUGCAGGCAUAUAUAAGUUACGUAAAAUGUUUAAAACCUGCACUUAAUGAAGAUAGUAUACGCAUCCUUCAAAGUUAUUAUCAGGUGCAACGUGCAGCUGAUGCAAGGAAUGCAGCACGUACAACCAUUCGUUUGUUAGAGAGUAUGAUCAGAAUUGCUGAAGCACAUGCACGGUUAAUGUUACGCAAUGAAGUCACAAUACAAGAUGCUAUUGUUACUGUGUGUAUAAUAGAAUCCUCGAUGCAAAACACUGCCUUGUUGACUGGUGUUAUUAAUCCCCUGCAUAAAUCUUUUCCAUUGGAUACUGAUGAUGAGUACCAUAAGCAGGCUCAAGUGGUUUUAAAAAUGUUAAACCUUGUUGAUAUAUUAGAAAAAGUGGAAAAAGACGAGAAAGAGAGAAAGAUGCGAUUGUUGAAUAAUGGUGGAAGUGACACGUUACUGGAACAUGAAGUGUGUCUAAAACAAAAGGAAAACAAUGUAUCUGGUGUGUUGAAUUCCACGAUAGAUUUUAUUGUUAACAACACCCAAAAAAAAGAAUUAGAACAAUCUAAAACACAAAGUUUAAAAUCAAAAAUUGAAACUAACAGGACUAACUCUCAGCAUCAAGAUAAGGCCCCUGCUUUAAGCGUUAAAUCAGACGUUUUUCAAAUUACCAAUCACUUGAAAGAAAAAAACAAACAACCACCUAUUGAAAUAACAAAAAACAACUUGAUCGAUAUGUUUCAAUUGGAAGAUGAUAAUCUUUUUGGUCAAGUGGUAUCAAAUACUACGCAAGCAUGGAAAACUACCGUUAGUAAAGCAAAUCGAUUUUCUGAAAGAGCACCAAAAUCGAUGGGACGGUCAAUAUUCGAGACAGGGGAGAACUUUGAUGAUCUAGACUUUUUAGAUUCGAUUUCAAAUGAUAGCCAAAGUGCUCUACAUACUCCAAAUAAACUUCCUGAUACUAAAACUACUAUCAACUUAAAUUUAAAUGCCACUAGUAAAGUUGCACGUAAGAGGAAAGGUGGUGAGGUACCUCCUGAGAAGGUUCUUGCUUCUCCCAACAAAGAAAUCGGUAAUUCAUCGAAACAGACUAAAUCUUCUACUGUAGACCACAAUCAUAGAAAUAAUAGCGCAGCCACACAGGCUGAAUAUUCUGGGACAGUGGAUAAUAAUAAACACAAAGAAAGGUCUGCUUCAAUUAAGGAAAAUACCCUUAGUCAGUUAAAACGAUUCCAGUUCAGGAAAAGUUCUUAGUUAGUGUAUUUUGAGGUUGUUUUUUAUAUUUUAGUGAUGCUAUAUUAUUUAUGUUUUAUGUUUAAAUAAUUAUACAGCUUUUUUCUUUCUAUGGAAGAUAUUUUAUACAUGUGAGCGAUUCUUGUCAAACAUAUACGAGUAUCAAUUAAAAAAAUCAUUUAUUUUUUUCACAAAUUUUUAAACACCAGCAAUGUCAUUUUAUUUAUAUAUCGUUUUUAUAUUUCUUUGUUUACAUCUUCAUGUAGAAUUUCACAAACAUUGUCAAUCCAAGCUCUAUCUGAUUAAUCAACAGGAUAAUAAUUUUUUGCAGAUAACACGUGGUGUAAACUGAGUGGUUUCACGACCUUAUCAUCUAAUAAGUGAUGUUCAACUUUUUAGGGCUGACCUACUAAAUUAAAAUAUUAGCCUACGAGCAGAAGACACAGUAACAUUUUCUUGUUUCAGCUUGAUGGCAGGUAAAGGUUUGAUGACGAAUUAAUCAACAACUUCUCUAGUAAUGUGAUUAUGUUGGUUUUUCUCUCGAAAUUUUUUUUUUUAAAGCGCAUGGUGACCACUGCCCUGGAAUGUCCUGGAAUUUAGUUUUUCUCCUGAAAUGUCCUGGAAUGUCCUGGACUUUUCUUCUUUUUUAAAGAUUUUCCUGGAAUGUCCUGGAAUUUAGUUUGAAGGCUGCAUAUUAAAUUUUUAAGGAUCAUCAAAUUCUUUUUUUAGGCUUUCUUGCUUGAUUUCUAGUUUUAUCAUUGUUUUAGUAUUUAUCUACCAUGGUAUAUCUAUGUUAUAUUUCACUUGACCUUACCUAACAAUUAAGUUUCUUAUAGUUUACUUUUUAUUUCUGUUUAGAACUAGACUAAGAGAGAUUACGAAUGAUAUAAUAAUGCCAAAGGAAAUCAAAAUUUUUAGACGACUGGCUAAAAGAUCCGAAUUACAAGAGCUG